Molecule: messenger RNA, 357 nt
Organism: Ichthyophthirius multifiliis
Lineage: Eukaryota; Ciliophora; Oligohymenophorea; Hymenostomatida
Product: protein kinase family protein, putative
Exons: 3
Biological process (GO): peptidyl-serine phosphorylation; signal transduction
Cellular component (GO): nucleus; cytoplasm
Molecular function (GO): ATP binding; protein serine/threonine kinase activity
Source: RefSeq, a predicted model, not a curated record
AUGGGAUGGCAAAAACAAAAUAUUGUUUAUAUAAUAGAUUUAGGUUUAGCUAAAAGAUAUGUUGAUAAAUAAGGAAAACAUAUUCCUUAUAAAGAUAAUAAAUAACUUACUGGAACUGCUAGAUAUGCUUCUAUUAAUACUCAUAUAGGUAUUGAAUAAGGAAGAAGAGAUGACUUGGAAAGCUUAGGUUAUGUUUUAAUUUAUUUUUUGAAAGGGUCAUUACCUUGGUAAGGUUUAUAAUGUACAGGGAAGUCUAUUAUGAGAUUAUCUUAUGGAAAAAUCGGAUCCUCUAUUCUAGGUAAUGUUCCGAAUGUAUAUAAUGAACCUAAAAUAGCUCUUAAUAAACCAACUAAAUGA